This is a messenger RNA of Erythranthe guttata (spotted monkey flower), 938 nucleotides long. RefSeq names its product BTB/POZ domain-containing protein At3g56230. The record is from RefSeq and is a predicted model, not a curated record. NCBI's taxonomy places the organism in Eukaryota, Viridiplantae, Streptophyta, Magnoliopsida, Lamiales, Phrymaceae. Gene Ontology annotation, molecular function: protein binding.
UUUCAUCUUCAUCUUCAUCUUCUUCCUUCACAUUUCUUUUCUGGCAAAAUAAAUAAAUAAAUAAAUGAUGGAUUGUUCAAUUUGCAGUGCAAUGCCAUAUAUUCUGAGGCCUCCAAGAAACACAAUAUGUGGAGCUUGCUACGAAGGAGCUAGAACGAUUAUCGCUUUGACUAACAAACUCGACACCACCAUCGAUAAAGGUUCCGAUAAACCUUCUACUAAUCCCGUUUCUUCAUCGAAUUCAGCCAAGGGAUUUGCAAAUGCAUUAAAAUGGGUGAAGGAGAUGAAAGAAGUAGAAGAGGACCUAAACGAAAGAAUAAAUUACCUAAGUGGAUUUGCCGAUGUUUUCGCAGAUCAAAUCCACACCGAUAUUCAAGUUCAGCCCGGAAAUAAUCAACCGUCGAUACCCGCACAUCGAGCAUUAUUGGCUGCAAGAUCAUGCAUUUUCAGAAACAUACUCGAUUCGGACGAAUGCAAAGCCCCGCCGAACCAGACGAUAACUCUUUCCGAACUAAGCCACGACGAGUUAGAAUCUCUUCUGGAGUUCCUGUACAGUGGGAAUCUUGCAAAGGAGAAAGUGGAGAAACACGUUUACGCGCUGUCGAUCGCUGCGGACAAGUACGAGAUCCCGUUUCUGCAGAAGUUCUGCGAGCAACACAUGCUCGGUUCGUUGAGCUCGUCUAACGCGCUAGAUAUCUUGGAAAUAUCUGACACGUGUUCGAAUCAAUCUCUAAAGGAGACGGCAUUAAACUACAUUGUUAGAAAUAUGGAGGACGUGGUUUUCUCGGCGAGGUUCGACGCGUUUGCGCUUAAGAACCCUCAUUUGACCGUGCAGAUUACGAGGGCUUCGUUUAUGGAUAUAAGGAAUCGAAGGGCUGCUGGUGUUUAAUUUAAUUUGAACAAGUGCAUUCAUUCAUUGUAUUAUUAUCUUCAUAUUU